Molecule: messenger RNA, 975 nt
Organism: Drechmeria coniospora
Lineage: Eukaryota; Fungi; Ascomycota; Sordariomycetes; Hypocreales; Ophiocordycipitaceae
Product: serine/threonine-protein phosphatase PP1
Exons: 4
Coding region: 1-975 (324 amino acids)
Cellular component (GO): cytoplasm; nucleus
Molecular function (GO): protein serine/threonine phosphatase activity
Source: RefSeq, a predicted model, not a curated record
AUGGCAGACCAGCACGAGGUUGAUCUCGAUUCCAUAAUCGACAGACUGCUCGAGGUUCGAGGCAGUCGCCCCGGCAAGCAGGUUCAGCUGCUCGAGGCCGAGAUCAGAUACCUCUGCACCAAGGCCCGUGAGAUUUUCAUCUCCCAGCCCAUCCUCCUCGAGCUCGAGGCGCCGAUCAAGAUCUGCGGCGAUAUCCACGGCCAGUAUUACGAUUUGCUGCGACUCUUCGAGUACGGCGGUUUCCCUCCCGAGGCCAACUAUCUCUUCCUCGGCGAUUACGUCGAUCGUGGCAAGCAGUCGCUCGAGACCAUCUGCCUCUUGCUCGCCUACAAGAUCAAGUACCCCGAGAACUUCUUCAUCCUGCGGGGCAACCACGAGUGCGCUUCCAUCAACCGAAUCUACGGCUUCUACGAUGAGUGCAAACGCCGUUACAACAUCAAGCUGUGGAAGACCUUCACCGACUGCUUCAACUGCCUCCCCAUCGCCGCCAUCAUCGACGAGAAGAUCUUCACCAUGCACGGCGGUCUGAGCCCCGACCUGAACUCGAUGGAGCAGAUUCGCCGCGUCAUGCGACCGACGGAUAUCCCCGACUGCGGCUUGCUGUGCGACUUGCUCUGGUCCGAUCCCGACAAGGACAUUACCGGUUGGAGCGAAAAUGACCGCGGUGUCUCCUUCACCUUUGGCCCCGAUGUCGUCUCCCGGUUCCUGCAAAAACAUGACAUGGAUCUCAUCUGCCGCGCCCACCAGGUCGUCGAGGACGGGUACGAGUUCUUCUCCAAGCGCCAGCUCGUCACCCUCUUCAGCGCGCCCAACUACUGCGGCGAGUUCGACAACGCGGGUGCGAUGAUGAGCGUCGACGAGAGCUUGCUCUGUUCCUUCCAGAUCCUCAAGCCUGCUGAGAAGAAACAAAAGUACGUCCACGGUGGUCUCGGGAGCGGAAGCAAACCAGUCACUCCCAGAUUCAAGUCCAAAUGA